GAACGAGACUUUCACGCAUCCAAUCAGGAGAGCGAAGCGCGGACGCGGAAGUGACCGUCUGGGUAGCUGCCGCCGCACUAGUAAUGAAUCAGUGAUGCUGCAGCUAUAGUGCAUCUAGAGGCCGGCGGCGCCGUGAGCUCUGCAACACUGUGCGGUUCAGCGUGUAAGGUGACCAGCCUCCCAUUAUGGGAAUCAGAGCAGCUGCCGUGUCCUUUCACCUGGCCACAUGGCUGCUCUUCGUGCUCUGCGCUUCUUCUCCAGCUGCAAAGAACUCCUGUGAUACCUGCAGACAGGUGGUGGACAGGUUCCACAAGGGCUUAGAAGAUACAUCAAGAAAAAAUUUUGGAGGUGGAAAUACGGCUUGGGAAGAGAAAACAUUAUCAAAAUAUGAAACUAGUGAAAUACGCCUUGUGGAGAUUAUUGAAAAUCUGUGUGAUAGCAGUGAUUUUGCGUGCAACGUCAUGGUAGAAGAACAUGAAGAACAAAUUGAGAAAUGGUGGUUUAAAAUGAAGAAAAAUGGUGAUUUAUUGAAAUGGUUUUGCAUUGAAACUAUUGAAGUCUGCUGCCCUCCUGGAAUGUAUGGACCUGACUGCCUAGCUUGCCUAGGUGGAUCAGAGCGGCCCUGUCACGGGAAUGGUUUUUGUAGUGGUGAUGGCACCAGAGGCGGAGAUGGCUCUUGCAGCUGCCAUGCAGGGUAUACUGGACCAUUUUGUCUUGAAUGUGCAGAUGGACACUACAGUUCUGAGAAAAAUGACUCCCACGCGGUUUGUACUGUGUGCCAUACAGCCUGUGAAACUUGUACUGGGCCAUCUAAUAAGGACUGUAAAGCAUGUAAGGAUGGCUGGGUGAAAGAAGAUGGAAGCUGUGUAGACCACGAUGAAUGUGCAGCUGAAAAAUCUCCUUGUAAAGAGGACCAAUAUUGCUCAAAUACAGAAGGAUCUUUUUCAUGUAAAAAAUGUGAUGAAAGCUGCUCUGGAUGCUCUGGUGAGGGUGCAGAUAAAUGUACAGACUGCACAGCUGGGUAUGUGCUACAAGAUGACAAAUGUACAGAUAUUAAUGAGUGUGAGAAUUCAGAGAAUGUGUGUACAUCUGAAAAUGAGGAUUGUUUGAACACACGUGGUAGCUAUAAAUGUGUUUGUGCUGAAGGGUUUGAAGAGAAGGAUGGAAAUUGUGUAGAGAGUUUAAAAACAGACGAUGAAGAAAAGAACAUUACAACUAGUACAGUAAAAGAUUCCAUGGAUGUUCACGAGGACCUCUGAUCUACAUCAAUUUAUUAAAUAUUUUAAGUUAUUGAACUCCAGACUCUACACUCAAGAUACUGUGGACACUUUGUUAUAUGAAUAACAGGUUUAUCAACCUGCUGUACAAUCCCUUUUAUCUGGUAUUCAGAUUGGACUUGCCCUAAACACUGCACACAUUAAUCUUGGUUAUAAACUAGAUUUGUCUUAUAUUUUAAUAUAAUACUUUCUAAUAAACAUUCAUUAUAUGAAAA
Pseudophryne corroboree (corroboree frog) is the source of this 1492-nucleotide messenger RNA. RefSeq names its product cysteine rich with EGF like domains 2 (gene CRELD2). The transcript has 10 exons. NCBI's taxonomy places the organism in Eukaryota, Metazoa, Chordata, Amphibia, Anura, Myobatrachidae. The record is from RefSeq and is a predicted model, not a curated record. Gene Ontology annotation, molecular function: calcium ion binding. Bases 186 to 1259 code for a protein of 357 amino acids.